AUGCCCGACUCGCCGUUUUUCAUACCCUUGUGGCCGUUGUUUGACAAAGCCGUCACUACCGCUUCCGGAGGCCGCUUUGUUCCCUCCGAGUUUGCUUUUGUCCCAGGUGAGACUCCAAUGAGUACUUUCCCUCCAGUGGCCGCUGCUAUUGCUGUUUACUACGUGGUGAUUUUCGGCGGCAACUUCUUGUUCAAGAAAUUGGGCGUCAAGCCGCUUGUGUUGAACGGGUUGUUUCAGAUCCACAACUUGUUCCUCACCACGUUGUCGUUGACCUUGUUGGUGUUGAUGAUGGAGCAGCUCAUUCCCAUCAUCUACAACCACGGCUUGUUCUACGCCAUCUGCAGCCCCAACGCCUGGACCCAGGAGCUUGUCACGUUGUACUACUUGAACUACUUGACCAAGUUCACCGAGUUUCUCGAUACCGUGUUUUUGGUGGUGAAACAGAAGAAAUUGACGUUUUUGCACACCUACCACCAUGGCGCUACCGCCUUGUUGUGCUACACGCAGUUGAUCGGUAAAACCCCUAUUUCUUGGGUCCCCAUCUCCUUGAACUUGGGUGUGCACGUGGUGAUGUACUGGUACUACUUUUUGGCCGCCAGAGGCAUCAGAGUGUGGUGGAAGGAGUGGGUCACUCGUUUCCAGAUCAUCCAGUUUAUCUUGGACUUGGGCUUUGUCUACUUUGCCACUUUCCACAAGCUCAUUUACUUGUAUGUGCCCUCUGCCAGACACAUUUUGUUUGUUUGUUCCGACUGCGCUGGCUCCAUGAGCGCCGCAUACUACGGAUGCGCCAUCUUGUCCUCGUACCUCGUCUUAUUUAUUGCCUUCUACAUCGACGUGUACAAGAGAAAGGGCUCCAGAAGAUCCAAGAGAGUCAAGUCUGUCCUGGGCGGUGUGGCUGCUCAAGUGAACGAGUACGUCACUGCCUCCGACAGAGACUCCCCUGCUCCAGAGACCCUCCGCAAGAGGAAAUAA
Candidozyma auris is the source of this 972-nucleotide messenger RNA. RefSeq names its product fatty acid elongase ELO2 (gene FEN1). Gene Ontology annotation, molecular function: fatty acid elongase activity. Gene Ontology annotation, cellular component: endoplasmic reticulum membrane. The coding region runs from base 1 to 972 and encodes 323 amino acids. Gene Ontology annotation, biological process: very long-chain fatty acid biosynthetic process; fatty acid elongation, polyunsaturated fatty acid; sphingolipid biosynthetic process. The record is from RefSeq and is a predicted model, not a curated record. The transcript has a single exon. NCBI's taxonomy places the organism in Eukaryota, Fungi, Ascomycota, Pichiomycetes, Serinales, Metschnikowiaceae.